AUGAAAGAAAUAAGUGCACUUGUCGUGGAUGAUACCAUGACUAACCGUAAGAUUACUCAAGCACAAUUGAAGAAAAUUGGAGUGAAAAGUCAAGCUGUGACAAAUGGGAGUGAAGCUGUAGAACUUCAUUGCAAUGGUCAACAUUUUGACUUAAUUAUAAUGGAUAGGGAUAUGCCUAUUAUGAAUGGAGUUGAGGCAACCAAGCAGCUUCGUUCAAUGGGAGUUGGAAGCUUGAUUCUUGGUUUGUCAUCACGCUCUGGGCAGAAGGAAAUUAAGGAAUUCAUGGAUGCAGGGGCGAAUCACUAUGAAGUGAAACCUUUGUCAAUUGAAAAGCUCAGUGCAAUAGUUGAUGUGAUGAGGUGA
Lotus japonicus is the source of this 363-nucleotide messenger RNA. RefSeq names its product two-component response regulator 24-like. NCBI's taxonomy places the organism in Eukaryota, Viridiplantae, Streptophyta, Magnoliopsida, Fabales, Fabaceae. The transcript is spliced from 2 exons. The record is from RefSeq and is a predicted model, not a curated record. Gene Ontology annotation, biological process: phosphorelay signal transduction system. The coding region runs from base 1 to 363 and encodes 120 amino acids.